Molecule: messenger RNA, 2898 nt
Organism: Aedes albopictus (Asian tiger mosquito)
Lineage: Eukaryota; Metazoa; Arthropoda; Insecta; Diptera; Culicidae
Gene: beat-Ia
Exons: 8
Coding region: 574-1788 (404 amino acids)
Biological process (GO): motor neuron axon guidance
Source: RefSeq, a predicted model, not a curated record
ACUGGGGCAGCCCAUUGCCGCAAACGACAUAAUUGUUCAUCGAUUAUCCCGAGAUUGAUCCGUGAAGAGCACCGCGAUUUUCCGCGUCCGUUUCCUACGCGGCAAUUCGCAAAAGUUUUAAACAUACCGGAAGUGCAUCGAAGCAUUGCAUUGCGCAAUGCUUGUUGAAAGCUGCUGACACGUUAAUUGGUAGCGACAAAUUGUUGGCUCAACAAUAUAUUGUUUUUCUCCGGGGCUAGUCAGGGAGGAGGUCUCAUUCCACGACACACACAGGACAAACUGUGGUGAUUGCUGUACACGACAGAUGCAAUAGGAGAACAUACACUAACAAUUGGAGUACAUAGUUCAUGUCGUGGUCGUCCACGCUAGACGAUUCCAGGAUUUAGGGGAAUUUUCCCCAGCUGAAAUAAUUUAAACAGUGCUUUCAACAACUCAUCAACCAGUCAUAAAACUCGACAGCCGGAAAAGCAGUAAAGAACCUCUUCAGUGCAAGCCCUUUCGCCUCCCCGUCGAUAGAGGUACACAAGUGAGUGAACAAGCAGUUCGACAGGAGAUAAAAGUUAAUUAAAAGUGAUGUGUUCGGAAGUGAACGGAGUACCGGAACGAUCCGGUGCCGAAUCUGGUGGUCAUCAUCACGACCACCACCUCCAGCUCCACCAACAGCGACACCAGCAAUCAUCGACAGCGGCAUCAAGCAUGAUUCGCCAUACUCGUCGUCCGUCAUCACAAGCAUCAAACCGCUGCUCGACGGUGGCGUGGCGGAGUAGCGAAAGUCGGCGGAUGACGGUGCUAUCCUGGGUGCUGAUUGGGUUGUGCGUCGUUUUACCAGUGAUAGAUGCCCUGCUGGCUGUGCAGGUUACAGUGCCACGAGCUGUGCGGAGAGGAGACAGUGCAGUACUGUACUGCUACUAUGACAUGGGAGACGAGAAGCUGUACUCCGUCAAGUGGUACAAAGGACGUCGAGAGUUCUACCGGUACACACCAAAGGAAACCCCACCGAUGAAGGUGUUCUCCGUGCCGGGGGUGCAAGUUAAGCGCGUCUCAUCCAACGAGAGCCAGGUGACGCUGAACGCGCUAAACCUUUUGUCAUCGGGCAGAUACAGCUGCGAGGUGUCAGCGGAAGCGCCAUCCUUCCACACGAUGAUCGUCACGGGCGAUUUGGAAGUUUGCGAGGUUCCCAAGCACGUGCCACUCGUCCAUGGUAUUCGCCAACGGUACCGACUGGGAGACAUCCUCCGGGGCAAUUGCUCCUCGGCGCACUCGAGGCCGGCCGCCAAUCUGACGUGGUAUAUCAAUGAGCAACCGGUUAAUCCCUCCCAUAUAAGGAACCAUAAGCCGUUUAGAGACCGCAAUUCCGACCUGGAAACUUCGACCAUCGGGUUGCACUUUGUUGUCGGCAAUCAACACUUCCUGCACGGAAAGCUAAAGGUUCGCUGCACUGCCAGAAUCCAUGAUAUCUAUCUGCAAUCGACGGAGAAAACCAUCUACGAGGAACGACCCCACGUCAUUUCGGCGGCAUCGUCCUCCUCCAACGGAAAUGGCAUCAACCAGAUACACAACAUCCCGUACGAUCAGUUCCAGCUAGACAACGAAGUGGACCGGAAGGACUACAUGACGCACUUGCAGGGGGACAUGUCAUCCUCGGCGUCCGGCAGUGUGCCCUCGGUGACGAGAUCGGUGCCAUCAAUCAGCUCAUCCCGGCUUCUGCUGGCGCUGCUGGCGGAGGCAACCGGGCUGCUAAUAGUUUUUCACCAUUUGCUCAAAUUCGGCACGAUUUCCAUAACAUGAUUCCGUGACGUGCAUUAGUGAUGUGAUUUCGGGUUUAACUUGGAUGCUUGGUGUUUUCUUUUUUUCGUUUGGUCUGUUCGUGUGCUUGGUGUUGGGAGAAAAAGCGAAGAGCGCCAGAGAAAGCAUCUACGUUUUGAGGUAAAAGUUUUAUGCAACAAUUGACGGAAUUUUCUGAACAACAACAAUAUGAGUGGUGAGUGGUGCACAAUCUGUAAUGAAAACAAGUUCUAUUGAAAUUUACAAUCUACUCAAAAAAAUCGAAGGCCAGCAUUGCUAAGCACAUAAAUUUAAUCGUGAAUGCAAAAAAAAAAUAUAUUUCAUAUAUGAAUGUUCGAUCUUCCAUGAAUUACGAAACUGUGUCAACGGAAAGUUUAAGAUAUCCAAUGAAAUUUUUCGUUUUCACCUAAACGAUAUCCUUAUGAUUUUGAAUAUAUUUCCGAUACCCGAUUUUUCUAAAAUUUUAUUGGAAUUCUCUGAAGAACUUUAAAAACUUAAUCCAUCAGUAAAUAAUCGUGUUGUUAGGUACAGUUUAUAGUGUUUUUGAAACGUCCAGGUUAGUUUAAGAAGGCAAUUGUGAAUUUCCAUUAGAAUUUGUUUUCCAAGUGCCCUAUACGAAUGCAUGAAAUGGACUGCCUUUCUCGUUUUUUGUUUGCGUUUUUAUUGCCUCUACAAGUCAGUGUGUAUGUCUCUCGGAUCGGAAGUGAGUGUGCAUGAGGAACAAGAAAAAAAACAGUACCGGAAAUUCCACCAUCCCACUAAGUUUUAUGGCCCGCCUGUUGGAGUCCGGAACCCGUUGCGUUGCGUUGGUUGGACGAAAGAAGAAUGGCUUUUCGGCGGAUUACGGACGGACAACAUGAAAGACGAGGAGGUGCGCCGGCCGGAAGAUAAGCAGCUGCACGGGAUGAAAGUGCGCGCGUGAUGAAGGUGUUAAUGAUAGCGAUGACUCUGAUUAAUGGUUCUUUCUGGCGAGUGCGUGGAAAAUGUAUGCUGUGCUGAGUGUGAGUGGAAUAUUUUUGAAGGAACUUUAAGAUUUAAGGGACAGCUGGUUGAGGGGUGAAGAAAAUAAGAAUGGAAGUUGGAAUACUUAGAAUAAAACAAUGGAAAUUUCAG